This is a messenger RNA of Tarenaya hassleriana, 3473 nucleotides long. RefSeq names its product structural maintenance of chromosomes protein 5. Gene Ontology annotation, biological process: double-strand break repair via homologous recombination. The transcript has 30 exons. Gene Ontology annotation, cellular component: Smc5-Smc6 complex. The coding region runs from base 144 to 3302 and encodes 1052 amino acids. NCBI's taxonomy places the organism in Eukaryota, Viridiplantae, Streptophyta, Magnoliopsida, Brassicales, Cleomaceae. Gene Ontology annotation, molecular function: ATP hydrolysis activity; ATP binding. The record is from RefSeq and is a predicted model, not a curated record.
UUCCCGCCAAAUCUGUUCCCCUUCCUACUCUGAAACCCUAAUUUUCUCAAUAUAUGGCUGUAUAACGGAAUUCCGGCGUCGAUUUCGAUUUUUCUGGCUUACCCAGAGAUCUCCGUGUGCGAGAGAAGGUGUAUUUAUCAGCGAUGGAGGAGCGUCGAGCGAAGCGCCCCAAAAUUGCCAGAGGGGAAGAUGACUAUUUGCCUGGAAAUAUAAUUGAGAUCGAGCUUCACAACUUCAUGACAUUCAAUCACUUGGUCUGCAAGCCAGGGUCGCGCUUGAACCUUGUAAUCGGACCAAAUGGGUCCGGUAAGAGUUCUCUUGUGUGCGCCAUUGCUCUCUGUCUUGGUGGGGAACCUCAGCUCCUUGGGAGGGCGACUAGUGUUGGUGCAUAUGUUAAACGUGGUGAAGAAUCUGGCUACAUCAAGAUCUUAUUGAGAGGAAACGCUAAAGAGGAAGAAGUUACAAUCGUCCGUAAAAUAGAUACACGUAAUAAGUCAGAGUGGAUGUUCAAUGGAAAACUUGCAGCGAAGAGAGAGAUAACUGAGAUAAUCCAGAGAUUCAACAUUCAAGUUAAUAAUCUUACACAAUUUCUCCCACAAGACAGGGUCUGUGAGUUUGCCAAGUUAACACCUGUGCAACUUUUAGAAGAAACAGAAAAAGCUGUUGGAGACCCCGGACUUCCAGUCCAGCAUCGUGCUCUUGUUGAAAAAAGCCGUGAACUAAAGCAGCUUGAAAGAGCUGUGGAGAAAAAUGGGGAAACACUGAAUCUGCUUAAAGGUCUUAAUGAUGAACAAGAAAGAGAUGUUGUCCGCAUACGGCAGAGAGACUUACUUUUGAAGAAGGUUGAGUCCAUGAAGAAGAAACUGCCCUGGCUGAAAUACGAUAUGAAAAAGGCUGAGUACGUGGAUGCUAAAAAACAUAUGAAUGAAGCCUCGAAAAAAUUGGACGAAGCUGCAAAGGCUUUAAACAACAUCAGGGAACCUAUUGAAAAACAAAAGCAGGAGAAGGCAGAGAUAGAUUCAAAGUGCAAAAUGGUUAAGAAUAUGUUGGAUGAAAACAGCCGAAAGAGGUGCAACAUACUCGAAAAAGAAGACCAGGCAGAGGCACAUGUAAGAGCAAAAUAUAAAGAAGUAGAACAGUUGAAGAAACAAGAGGAAAACCGCCAAGAGAGGAUUCUGAAAGCUAAAGAGGAUCUAGUGGCUGCUGAACAAGAACUAGAAAACCUGCCUGUAUAUCAACCUCCGAAAGCUGAACUUGAAAAAAUGAGUGCUCAGGUAACAGAGCUGCAGUUCAACAUAAAUCAGAAGAAAAAUCAGCGGGUGGAGAAGGAAAGACUUUUAUCUCAGAAACGACAUAUUCUGAGGCAAUGCAUGGAUAAGUUGAAGGACAUGGAGAACGCAAAUAAUAAACUUUUGACUGCAUUAAGAAACUCUGGAGCAGAGCGGAUAUUUGAUGCAUAUCAGUGGGUGCAACAGCAUCGCCAUGAGUUCAGAAAAGAAGUCUACGGUCCUGUUUUACUGGAGGUUAAUGUUUCAAAUCGAGAACAUGCUAGCUAUUUGGAGGGUCAUGUUCCUUAUUUUAUCUGGAAGUCUUUUAUCACUCAGGAUUCUGAUGAUCGUGAUUUGCUGGUUAGAAAUCUAAGGCCGUUUGAUGUUCCCGUUUUAAAUUUUGUGGACGAUGGCAGCUAUCGCAAAACUCCAUUCCGUAUUUCUGAUGAGAUGCGCAUGCUUGGGAUCCAUUCUCGACUUGAUCAAAUUUUUGAUGCUCCUACUGCCGUCAAGGAGGUUUUGACUUCUCAAUUCGGUCUGGAUGACUCGUAUAUUGGAUCAAAGGAUACAGACCAGAGAGCUGAAGAAGUCUCCAAUUUGAGAAUUCAUGAUUUUUGGACACCUGACAAUCAUUACCGGUGGUCUACCUCCAGAUAUGGUGGUCACGUCUCAGCAAGUGUAGAGCCUGUGCACCCAUCACGGCUUCUGUUAUGCGGGGUUGAUGUGGGGGAGAUUGAGAAACUGAGAUCCAGGAAGGACGAACUGGAAGAAUCUGUUUCAUCAAUAGAGGAAAGUGUUAAAUCAAUACAACUUGAACAAAGAUUGUUGGAAGAAGAAGCAGCUAAGCUUCAUAGACAAAGGGAGGAGGUGAUGAAUGUUGUACACUUAGAUAAAAGAAAACGACGUGACUUGGAAAACCGUGUUGAUCAAAGGAAGAAAAAGUUACAAUCCUUGGACCAGGAGGAGGACCUGGAUUCUUCUGUGUCUAAGCUGAUUGAGCAGGCCUGUAGAGCUAAUGUUGAGCGAUAUAGAUAUGCGAUCAACUUGAAGAAACUACUCAUCGAGGCUGCUGCCCUUAAGUGGAGUUAUGCUGAAAAGCAUAUGGCCUCCAUUGAACUGGAAAGAAAGAUAAGAGAAUCAGAACUCAACAUCAAGCAGUAUGAGAAAACUGCUCAGCAAGCAUCAGUCAACCUUGAGUACUGUAAGAAAGAGGUAGAAGGAAAGAAACAGCAGCUAUCAGCUGCGAAGAGGCAUGCAGAAUCGAUUGCUGUUAUUACACCUGAACUUCGAGAGGAGUUUAUCGAGAUGCCGACCACCAUAGAAGAAUUGGAAGCAGCAAUACAGGAUAAUGUUUCUCAAGCCAAUUCUAUUCUUCUCCUGAACCAGAACGUACUCCAAGAAUAUGAACAUCGCCAACGUCAGAUCGGAUCUAUUGCUACAAAACUUGAAGCAGAUAAAAAGGAUCUAAGCAAGUGCUUGGAGGAUAUAGAUUCUCUCAAGGAAAGAUGGCUUGCAACGUUGAGACGGCUUGUUGCUCAGAUAAAUGAAACUUUCAGCCGCAACUUCCAAGAAAUGGCUGUUGCUGGAGAAGUUUCAUUGGAUGAGCAUGGCACUGACUUUGAUCAAUAUGGAAUACUUAUUAAAGUGAAAUUCAGGGAAUCAGGGCAACUUCAAGUUCUUAGUUCCCACCACCAGUCUGGAGGAGAGCGUUCAGUCUCAACUAUUCUUUAUCUUGUCUCUCUUCAAGAUCUCACUCACUGUCCUUUCAGAGUUGUAGAUGAAAUUAAUCAAGGGAUGGACCCGAUAAACGAGAGAAAGAUGUUUCAACAGCUGGUUAGAGCUGCUAGCCAACCGAAUACGCCACAGUGUUUCUUGCUAACCCCGAAGCUCUUGCCCGAAUUGGAUUACAGUGAAGCCUGUAGCAUCCUCAACAUCAUGAACGGUCCUUGGAUUGAACAACCUUCAAAAGUGUGGAGUUCUGGUGACAGCUGGGGCAACCUCAUGAGAACAGCCGAAGCAAGUCGGUGUUCUUAAUUAACUUCACCUAGCAAAGCUAUGAUCCUUGCUGUGUGAUGAUGCAUGGGAUUCAGUUUUUUUUUUCUUUUUGUAUAAUUAAAGAAUUAAUUGGUGAAAAUAGUAAAAAAAAUGAUUUUUUUUUUGUAUUAUAUUAUUUCGGAUGAGUUGUCUAGUCUUUACCUUUUUGUC